UAUAUUGCGAGGAUGUGCUGUAGUAGCAGUAGUGGCUCCUUGUCUCGUCUAGGCAUCACUCUAGGUCUGCUCUCUCUAGUCACUCUGGUCACAGCAUUCGUCAGUAACGUGUGGGUCUACACUCAAGAACCGGUUAUUGUCCCUGUUACCCACGCCUCUACUACAAUCACUUUCCGCAUAGGAUUUUGGCGAGCCUGCCCUUCUGUCAGCCGCGUCAACAUUACUGGACACGUGCCUUCGCCAGCUUGUCAGCUGAUCAAGUACUCCCCCUGGGACGAACUCUACAGUUCAGACCUCGGCGUCGUCUGGACACCGCUGGAGUUUACCCCUACCUUCGUCUCUCGGAUGAGAUUCUCAAUGCCAUUUGCUGCGGUGUCGCUGAUCCUCACACUGUUGGCUGCAAUGUUUGCACUGAUGGGUCAUUGCAACACUGACCACAAGACUCUCGUGGCUUGCGGGCUCUUCACUUUGGCAGGUCUGACGUUAGCCAGUGGUCUGGUCGUAUUUGUCUCCGUGUUGUCCGACGCCUACCAAGACCGGCCUCGACGUCCCGGCGCUACCUCCCCCUUCCACUACCAGUACGGCUGGUCCUUCGUCACAGCUGGGGCGGCCUUCGUCCUGGCCGAGGGGGCGGCGCUGCUGUCCAUGACGUCAUACCUGAAGCGCUUCGCCACUGUGGAGGACAUGGUCCGUACCAUGGUACCAGGAGCUGACAGACGUCUCCAGGAGCGACAGCUGUGCAAGGAGUAUCUCGUCAAGAGGUCUAGCUCUGUAUUGAACCCAGACAUGCUGCACAAAGGCGAAGCUUUAGACACCAGCGAGGAAGGCUGCGACGGACCCCUCCUCACCUCCAAGACUCCUCCAGACAUCUGCUCUACAAACACCAUCCUCCAGGAGCCGACGACUGUUCCUAUCACCCUCAUGCACAAGAGGCCGCAGUUCCCCGGCCAACCCAUAGCCUUCCAAUUUCCCACCACGGACUUCCCAAGGUACGCCACCAUCGGAAGCUGCACCAUCGUGCACCAAGGAGUCCUAGGGGUUUCCGAAGGAACCUCUUCGUCCUCAGGCUCUUCAGCGUCUUCCGCAGGUGUAGUGACGUCAUCAGGGAGCUCAGCGUCUAGUAGGAAGUUCCAGUCGUUGCCUAGAGCGAGAAAGAUGUCCACUCCUUCUGGGUUCUCCACCUUGAACACCAAGAGGAGCGGGUCACCAUCCAGUCUGAGUCAAGGGUAUUGCUCGGGUGGAACUGGAUGUCAGCCGAUAGUGAUUCAUUCGGAUGAGGAAAUUGUGUAG
Molecule: messenger RNA, 1290 nt
Organism: Macrosteles quadrilineatus (aster leafhopper)
Lineage: Eukaryota; Metazoa; Arthropoda; Insecta; Hemiptera; Cicadellidae
Product: voltage-dependent calcium channel gamma-7 subunit-like
Exons: 5
Coding region: 13-1290 (425 amino acids)
Biological process (GO): regulation of AMPA receptor activity; neurotransmitter receptor internalization; transmission of nerve impulse
Cellular component (GO): postsynaptic density membrane; AMPA glutamate receptor complex
Molecular function (GO): channel regulator activity; voltage-gated calcium channel activity
Source: RefSeq, a predicted model, not a curated record